Molecule: messenger RNA, 2006 nt
Organism: Ceraceosorus guamensis
Lineage: Eukaryota; Fungi; Basidiomycota; Exobasidiomycetes; Ceraceosorales; Ceraceosoraceae
Exons: 2
Coding region: 481-1689 (402 amino acids)
Source: RefSeq, a predicted model, not a curated record
CUUCCUCUCGUUCUUGACGCGUACCUACUCGCCGACAGCAUCGCGAGUUCUGCUUGCCUCGCGCUGCCUCGCGCGUACCUGCUGCGCGGCAAAGAGUCUCUAGCCGAGGUCUUACUGACUGCAAGGUGUCUAUGCCUUGCGCAGGCAAGCCAUCUCCGAGGGACGUCGAGCGCGCCACACGGGAUGAGGUGUUCGAUGCAGAAGAUGCUGAACUCGAAUCUUGCAUCCAAGCCAGCGCUGUCUCCAUCGUAUAGGUUGCCAAAGCCGACGUCUUUGUCAGGAACCAAUUUCCGUGUGCAACCCAGCAUGGCUCCUAUGUUGCGGUGUUUGUGUCCACAUACCGUUACCUUACCCGUACACGUGCUUGGUGCACAAAUGAGGCCUAUAAGAUGAGCUGGCAUGGUCGUCUGAAUCCCGUUACCCCUUACUCUUCACCUUGCUAUCGCUUCCGCUCCCGCCCCUCACCCUCGUCGCCUCCAAAUGGUUAGACUCACUCCGCUCGCCUCUCUCGCGUUGGUGUUAGGCCUACUGGCCGUCAUCGCGCCUUCCUCGCAAUCACAAUCCGGUCUGGUGGCGCGCAAGAACGGAUCAAAGGUGGUGACGAUCAGCCAGUCUGCCUGCUCUACCAUCAAGGGAUCUGGAAACGCUGUCAAGCCUCUGCCCACAAAGUCUAGCGCUACCACGGUGCACGACAUCAUCAAGGUGAUCUAUAGGACCACGCUUACCACAUCCGUCACCCCCGCCCCAUCCACCGUCAUCUCCACCGCAACCUCCACCGUCACCACUACCACAACAGAUCCAGCCAUAACCGACACACUGACCGUCUCGGAAACGCCAACGACGAGGGUCACCGAGACGGCGACUGUCACGUCGACGGCAACUGCAGAUGGAGGCACAGUCACGACGACCACGACGUCUACCAACACCAUUCCCGCUCUCGCCGGAUUCACGCCGCUGGCAAGUCAAAUAAGCGCAGCUGGCCAAACACCUGCCUACCGUCGAUCUCUCGCCACUUCUGCGCCUGGCGUGGGAAGCCUCUUGGCUCGCAAGCAGCAAAAACAAGAUGCGGGUUUCUGCGACAAGAAGGGCAAAGCGUUGCAGCCGAAAUCUGUCAAGUGCAGAAAACGCGUCGAGAUUGUGACCUACACACAAUCGACCGUGACCGCCAAAAAGCAAAAGACCGUCACCGUUCCUGCUCAGACGGCAACCAGCACAACAUCCGUUCAGACGACGACCACAGAGACAUCUGCUCUGCCCCAAGUGUCCGUCACGACCACGACGACGUUGCCCGUUGUGACGCAGACGGUGACCACAACGACCACCGCAACCACGACCACAACGACGACGGCUACUGCAACUGCGUCAGCCACUGCCACGGACUACGAGGCAUGUCGAGCGAACAAUUUUGUAGACAAAAUCAACGGCCGAUACGUUUCGGGCGGAGAUGGGUCGUACUUCCAGACAAUCACUUCCAAAGCGAGCAAAGAAGAUUGUUGCGCGUCGUGCGCAACUGAUGCCAAUUGCGAAUUCUUUGCAUUCUGGCAAAAUGGCAGUGGCGAUUGCUACACCUUCACUCCUUUCGCGGGCGAUACCUGUCCAGCCCAGUACACCCUUAGAACCGAGCAAUCCAGGAGUCGAGAGAACUCGUAUGCAGUCGGAAACGGUGCUUGUGGCACGUGGUCAGUUUGAACGCGACGACGCUGGACAUGGCCUUGCGAGCGACGCAGGCCUUCGACGCCUCGUGCUCUGCGACGUGUCCAUCGAACGACACAGCAAUGCACGACCCAUCCACCGGCGCAUCGUCCCCUUCUCUGGCAAUGCAUAUUCGCGCACACACAACACGAAACAACGCAAAUGCGCGCAGCACGUCCAGCCUCACCGGCCUCGUGAGCAAAGUAUAUCUGGUCUCAACGUCGACCACAACGCUCCCUUUUUUCCCAAACGUCAUCCAAGUGCCCGAUAUCCUGCCUUGCAUCCUCUUGAAUCCUUGCAUCUUUUUGAGCCUC